Messenger RNA from Haplochromis burtoni (Burton's mouthbrooder), 8778 nucleotides. RefSeq names its product microtubule-associated protein 4. Bases 16 to 4524 code for a protein of 1502 amino acids. The record is from RefSeq and is a predicted model, not a curated record. Lineage: Eukaryota; Metazoa; Chordata; Actinopteri; Cichliformes; Cichlidae. Gene Ontology annotation, biological process: microtubule cytoskeleton organization; neuron projection development. Gene Ontology annotation, cellular component: neuron projection. The transcript is spliced from 18 exons. Gene Ontology annotation, molecular function: microtubule binding.
GGGCGGGGCAUAUUUAUGCAGCGUACACUCUUGGGUGGGCGGAUCGUAGCGGUGACAGCGACGCUCGGAGACUCUAGACAAACUGUCAAAAAGGAGACAACUAACGCCAUGGCGGAGUUAGACUUGAGUCUGAGCGAUGCGCUGACGGACAGCGUUCCCCAGCCCGGCCCGGAGAACAUGGUGCACCGGGACUUUGUGGCUGAGCUGGAGGCGGAGCACUUUGACGAUAAGGUCGGAGAGACGGUGGGAAAGACGGACUACAUCCCGCUGCUGGACAACGAUGACACCAGGGCAGACGCGGGUACUGCAAUGGAGAAUGGAAAGCAGGAAGCUCGUGGGGUGCAAAAGCCUGGUAGUAAACUGACCUCGGGGGGACAGACGGCAGCGUCGCACCCGGAGCCGCAGGGGGAGGUGUGGCCACACUCGCUUGACCAGCAGCAGGCCUUGGCUUCAGACUUCUUAUCAGUCUCCGUGGCAACUUAUUCUAAUCCUCUGGGCUUUCAGACCAGCCCCGCACAAAAGAUGGAUGCUAACCUGAUGGGAGCGUUUUCAGGUUUCUCCCAGCCUGGAGGGAUUGGGAUGAACGUGGAGGUGGGAGCUGCACCCCUUCAAGCAGAAAAGCCUCCAAGUAUUGCAGAUCCUCAGAUUCUCACACCUCCAGCAGGAUCAGUCGCCCCUAAGGAGCACAGCCCCAUGCUGCCCGAACCACAAGCUCCUCGCAGCCCUUUGGAUGUAUCAGCAGGUGCCUUAGGCUGGCCAGACCAGGCUGGCUGCCUGUCGACAGACCUCCCUUUUACUCCAAGUGUCACCACAGUGAUUGCUCGACAUGCCAGCCAUCUUGCAGCCAGCCCUGAGGACCCACCUGACAGUUGGCCUAGCCGUGAGAGCGCUGCCUAUGCUGGAGGCGACGAAAGGGACAGGGAUGGAUCAGACCGAAAACAAAAGAAGAAGAAGAAAAGACGACAGAAAGAUGAGGGAUCCUACGAACAACUGGAGAGCAAGGGCCACCCUGAGAUGCAAGCACUGGGAGAAAGCACCCGACCAACAGAGGAGUUCUAUCAUAGGAUUGGCCCAAGGAGGGAUAAAGCAGAGGGUGGUUGGGAGGAGCAACUUGGGAAGAGUGGAGGCCGAGGGAAGAAGGGGAAGAGCAGGAAGAAGCUUCCAGAGGAGUGGGGAGUGGCAGAACCAUUUGUUCCUUCAUCUGCUGUGACCUCUAACAUUACAGAGGAGGACAUGAUGGAUCUUGGGAGUUCAACUCUGGACAACCUUGAGGCCUACUUGGCAGAUGAAGAUUCAAGCCAGAGCCCCUGGAAAAAGGAGGUCUACCCAGAUGAAGGCUUGGUAUCUUCCCCUCUGUCUCAGGAUCUUUUCUCCCCAGGAGCGGCUCCCAUUAGCCCACUGGUCCUGAACAGUGAGCUGAAAGCCACAGCAGCUCCGUUUACUAUGCCCUCUACCACCAAUGGCAAAUCACUCGGUUCCUUCCCUGUGGCCCCUCCAUGUUGUGACCCAUUUGAUCUCUUGAUGGAAACCGAAAAUGCAAGUCUGGGCAACAGCAAAGAGGCUAUUUCGCCACCUUUUUCUCCAGAGAAUGAAGCAGCAGUUGGUAAUCUGGUAGACAGCGGCAUGUUUGACAACAGCAGUUCUCUCCAGGAAUGUUGUGAGCAAGCUACGCCUGAGGCAGACACCUCAGCCUUCAGCCCUGCCACCCAGCCAAGCCCAAAUUGUUCCCCUGAAGGUGAGGUGUUAGCCUCAGCACCACCUCUCUCGCCGUCUGAUGCUUCAUGGGUUCUGAACAGCUCAAAUAUGAGCAGCAACAGCGAUUUAUUUAAUUUUGCUGACAUGGGUGUGCUAGCUCGUCCUUUACCCUUAGGUCUAAACUUCGACACCCCAAGCCCAGCACCUCUCCGUUCCCCAAAAACUACGGCACAGGAAUUCCAAGCCAGAGAGCUCAAAGAAGGCAAAUCAUCCCCAAAACAAUCCAAGAAACCACGCUCUUCAUCUUCUUCAUCCUCUGUUAAGAGUCCAACCUCCCCAGAAGCUAAAAGGUUCUCUCCAAUGGCAUCGCCUGUCACCAGCCCCUCUUCCCCUCCAUCGGUCCCCCCUCUGGCAGUUCCAGGAUCUGGUCUUAAUCCUGCAGCUAAGCCCUUCUUUCCCAGCUUUGCUGAUCCCAUGGAAGAACCAGCUGUGGCCAAUCAAGAUGUUCCUCUCGUUGAAGUAAAAUCAGAAAUGACAGAGAAGAAGGAGGAGAAGAAGGAGGAGAAGAAGAAGGAGGAGAAGAAGGAGGAGAGUGUGAAGAAGGUGGACCUGUUUGACCCUGUGGAUAAAAUCGAGCAGAAGAGUGUAAAGGUUGAGUUCACGAGCAGUGAGAGUCCGGUUAAGGUGGAGGAAGAGGGAGAAAAAGACAAAAUGAAGGAGGCAGAGAAACGGGAAGAGAAGGUGGAUAGAAAUCAAAAGGAGGCAGAAAAUCUGAUAGAAAAGGUGGAUGAAAAACAAAGGGAGCCUGAAAAAGAGAUGGAAACAGAGAAAGUGCCGCCUGUGCAACAAAAGCCUGAGAAAGAGGAUGAAGUGAAAGCAGAAGAAUUGUCAGACAAAUCAGAGAUAAAUAAAGCAGAGAAGACAGAGAAAGAAGAAAAAGUGGAGGCUACAGAAAAGCUGGAGGCUGACGUCGAGAAAGCACAGAAUGUGGACAAAAUUGCACAAAAUGACAAGUCCAAAGUGUCCAAAGUGGAGGACAAAGCAGAGAACAAGACCACAGAGAAGCCCGAGAUCACAGAAAUGAAGGACGGCAAAGAGCAGCACAUCAACAAAGUGGAAAAGACCCCAGAGCAACAGCCGACAUCCGUCAAGCUCGAGACCAGCUGUGACCAGACAGAGAAGAAGGCCGACACGGAGACAAAGGCGACAGCGGAGCUGGAAGACGCCAAGACAGAAAAGGCUGACGCAGGCGAGGCCAAGAAGACGGAGAAAGACGGUGAGGCGGCGAAGCCGUCUGAGAAGCCGGUGGAAAAAACAACACAGAAGGAAGAGAAGCCGGACAAAACCCAGGAAGACAAAAAGACGGUUGAGAAGAAAGACGAGAAGAAGGACAAGGCUGCAAAGGCAGACGGAGACAAGGCGAAGAAACCUACCAAACCCUCAGCCAAUGGAAGCAUUUCAACACCAAGCAAAGAGCUGGCAGACAGGAAGACCAAGCCUGCUGCCGGGGCAACCAAACCAAGCGCAGCUGCCAAAAUGCGCCCGAGCACUGCAGGUGCUGCUGGUCCUGCUCCAGGCCUGACUAAGCGUCCCGUAUCCUCUGUCGCCACCUCCACCCCCCACACUACAGACAAAAAAACAACCACAGCUAAAGCACCUUCCACAACAGCUGCAGGGUCUAAGCGACCCUCCACCACUUCUGCCAGCCGCCUCACAUCAUCCUCCACCAGCACGACACGUGAGCUUAAACCCAAGACAACAACAGAGAAGCGCCCCCUAGUGACAAAGUCCAGCACUGCUGCCUCAAAUCAAACAGGUUCAGCCAGCAGAAACACGUCUGCUGCCACAGCAGCCAGUAAAACCACUGCACCAGUGCGCACGGCAGGAUCUACUCGCACCACUACCACUGCUGCAGCCAGAAAGCCUCUGGCCUCUAAGACAGACAGCAAACCAGGAGAGGAGAAGAAACCCAGCGCCCCGAGGACUUCGACAGCUGACUCAAGCAAGCCUAAGACCACCACCACCCGCAGCACUGCCUCCACCACCACCACCACUGCCUCCCGCACACGAACCACAGCAGCCAAACCAGCAACGGCAUCCUCCGCCGCAGGCACGGGGCCAGAGAAGAAGCCCCCGGUGCCCCGCGCCCCGCGGGCCGCCUCUUCAACCACAGCGACCACCGCUUCCCGGAGCACAGCUCGCCCCGCCACAGCUCCCGACGUCCGCAACGUCCGCUCCAAGAUCGGCUCUACGGACAACAUGAAGCACCAGCCCGGAGGAGGGAAGGUGCCUCCUUCCUCUCAGAGCAGGGGUUUCACCUCCAAAGAAAGCAGCCAGGGCAAAGUUCAGAUAGUCUCCAAAAAGCUGGACUUCAGCCACGUCACAUCUCGCUUGGGCUCCAAGGACAAUAUGAAGCAUGUUCCUGGUGGAGGGAAUGUGCAGAUUCUCAACAAGAAGGUGGACGUCAGUAAGGUGACGUCAAAGCUGGGCUCCAAGGACAACCUUAAGCACAAGCCUGGAGGCGGCGAUGUGAAGAUCGAGUCCCACAAAGUGAACUUUAGGGAAAAGGCUCAGUCCAAAGUGGGCUCCAUGGACAAUGUGAGCCAUUCACCUGGAGGAGGAAACAUCAAGGCUGAGGGGGCACAGGAGGCAACAGAGGGGAGUGGGGACCCCCGGAGUGGCAGCCCUGCCCCGGCCCCAGGCUCCGAGCCAGGGCAGGCUGGGGGCCCCGCUGCCCUGAAGAAUGGGUUGAAGGACGGGGCUCCCUGUCAUAGUGAGGGCCUCCAGGAGCCCCAGGCUCUGGACUCACACAUCCCAGAGACAAAUUGAGUCUUUCAAGCUCAACUUCCGCGAGAAUGCUCGCUCUCGCACGGACCACGGCGCUGACAUCGUCACCUGGCUAGCCCCACAGGACAACAACAGUAACAGACCCCACCCACACGGCUCCUCUUAUUCCCUACACACCAACUACCACCAACAACAACAGCAACCGACAACUCGUAGUGUCUCCCUCAUCGAGUCGCUGGCUUCGGUCGGCUGCGUCAGCUCCCCCUCCGCCCCCUCCUCGCUGCAGCUCCAGGUGGAGGUCCAGGGGGUCGACCGCAGCAGCUCCUUAAAGGGAUCGUGACCUUUGUGACCCCUCUUAAUAUCUCUAACCUGCUAUUGCUACAUUUUGACCCAUCGAGUAGUUCCAUCAUGCUUUUCCUCUCACACUGAUUGUGCGCCGUCACCCUCACCCUGCUAGAUUUGGCUGAGUGACUGUGUAGACUGUGCCUGGUGAGAGGCGAAGGGGAAACGAGGGCACAGUAAGGUUUUCUCACAUUCUGGGUUUUUGCUUGGAUCCUCUUCACCCCACAGCCUUGUGGCAGACUGUGCUCUCCAUCACCCUCCCCCAGUAGCAUCCGCACCCACAGCAGCGUCAGCAGCAAAUCACUUCACUCAUCUACUAAUCAGCAUGGAAACCCUGGCUUCUCUUUCCUUUGUGACUCUAGGGGCUGUUUGUUACCUGCAUCCACUUACUCUCUGCUUCAGUGACAUCAUAGUAACUCAUCUCACCGUCUCCUCCUCUCUCUCUUCAGCAACACUUACCAUAAACGCGCUGACAAACAAAAUAAAGCUAGACAACAUGUAGGCUGUUUAACUCUUUAUUCUCUGUGUUUGUGAUGAUGUGUUUGAGUGACACAAAUCGUGUAAAAAUGAGCUUCGGUGUUCUGCUCAUCUUAUUUCUUGCGUCUUUCUUUUUUCCUUCCCCCCUCCUUCAUUGAUUUUAAAACAAAGUUGUAUUUAUUUAUAGUGUCUUCCUGCAUAAGCAAUACAACGGGCGGUCGUUUUUUUUUGUCUGAUCAGAAAAUCUUGGAAACACGCACAGGUUUUUCUAAACCAAGACACACAGUGACGAAAGAGAUUCAGGGGGAGAGAGGACGUUGAAAAAGCAGGCGUGGCUAGAAGCGUGAAAAGGGUUGUUUUUUUAUUAAUGGCAAAAUAGCAAGAAGCCUGUAACCUGAACGUUUCUGAAACGUAAUAGAGGAAGAUGAAGUUCAGUCUGCAGCCCAAAUGUGGAUGAGGAAAUAUGAAAUAUGUCUGAAGUCGAAGGAGCUGUGUGUAUCGUAUGUGCCUCCUGUCAUUUUGAAGUACAGCGAAUGAGGCUGACCCAGGCUCUGACCUAAAACUGCUCAGAGGGAGUGAAAGGAAAUGCCAGGAGAAACCUGGUGCUGCUGUUAAAAGGAAAUCCUGUAAGUGACCCUUUCCUGAUAGUGCUUCUCGUCCCAUUCAGGUGUGUGAGGAUCAUGGUAGCAUGUUAUUUGGCUAAAGCUUCAGCUGACACUCCUGUGUCCUGUUGGAACAGCAGCGGGGACGAUGUGGCUUUAUCCUCUUCUAUUGUAGCAAUGUAAUCAAAUGUUGCCUUUGUAAUGCAUGGCCAGAUAAUAUGACUCUAGGUUAAAGGCUGAUGUCCAUUAUGAAAGUGUUGUGGUUUGGUCAAUUAGUGUCGAGAUUAGCUGAUUUAUGUUUUAAAGGAAACAGAGAGGAAGAACCAGUUUGUUAUCUUUGUUUCCCCUUUUUAAAAUCAUGAUUGAAUUUCACAGCUGACCACAGAUUUGUAUGCACCAACUCCGUGGCUCAAACACACACACAGGUCAGCCACUGUCAGGAUUUAAAGAGGGUUUCUUUUGUUUGUUUGUUUGCUCUUUUGGCUUCGUCAAACUGAUUCUGUCAGCAGUCGUUAAAGUAAUAUAACAAGGGCUGGGUAUCAUCUGAAACUGAUACCAUACAUCUAACUGACUGGCAAAUGAAAAUAUGAUAGAUCAAAACAUUAUCUCAUAAAGUUAGGAUGGGGAACGUGUUAGCAAACAUAGCAUGCCCUUUUCAGUCCAUGUAAUACGUCUUACCUUAAUAAAAGAACAGCAUUUUCUUUUUAUCUCCGACUCAACCAACUCUUUAGCUGCUACAUGCUACAGUUAACGGCUAGCUUUUUUCACCACUCAGCUGCUAACUGUACUUGCCUCCCAUCUGGUGCUUUUUUUAAAACUGCAAACAGCUGUCUGCUGUUAUGUCUGAAAACAGGGUUCAUGACAAUGAAGUAAAACAGCAAAGUUCCAAAUUAUAAAACCAAAACAAUGCGUUGAAAGAAGCUAACAAGCUUCUGGUAGCUAGCAGUAGCUACCAUGUUUGAAAAUGUUACCUCACUAGCAUGAGAGGUUUGUUUGUACUUCUCUGUUGAUAUCACAAUAAGAAAUAGUGCUGUUAAUCCUUUUGGCCACAAUAAUCUAAGCUAACAUUGUGACGCCACGAGGUGAAACUUAUCGUGUAACUGCCAAAAUGUUUGAGGUAUACCCGACAGUUUUCUGAAGAACAGUACUUACGUUUGAACUACUCACACAGUUGUUUCCAGUCUGUGUUUGCAAAGUCAUUGUUUUUGUCAAAUGUAGCAAAAUUCCCAAAAAGCAAAAUGCAAAUUCAGCUUCAUUAGGCUCUUCCUAGCAAUAGCAUCCAACUACAGAAACACAGAGGUUUUCAGUGCAAGCUGACACUAAAAUCAGUGAUUUGUAGAAAAGCUCUGAUGACAUUAAUUAGCACCUUAAAGCUUGAGUGUAUCAGCGAGGGUUGACUUAUGGAGUGGAAAUAAUGAGGAAUAAGUGAUCCUUCAUUCUGAGUGAGCUUUUGCAGUAGUGUGAAUGCCCAUGCCCUCUCUCUUCUUCUUCAGCUGUUAAUUGAUUUAGUCAUUGCUAAUUUUUAACAGAAGUACAGGGACGGGAAGUCAACCAAUGUCUUUGGAAUUGUCUUUGGGAAUAUUUCACAUGCAGAUGGUGGCGCAUUAAUAAAAGCUGUCAUCAAGCAGUUGAAUUGCUUUGUUUGCGCCGCAGCAGCUGUCUUCUAGCAAAAAGCUUCCUUGUGCCUGUCCCAACUUCUUCUAGCUUUGCUUUUCUCCCAGAGUUUCUACUUACCAGUACACGGGUGUACAGAUGUGCUCUGUAGUCCUCUUCAUGGCCCCUAAAAUAUAAGAAGUAAACAAAGUAGAUACCAAGCAGGGUUGGUUGGUGGGGAGUUUUCCAAGUACCCUUAAGGAAGCAUCAUAACUAUUAUGGCUGUUUUUAAGAACUGCAAAAAUAAAAAGGUCUACCUGUUUUUAUUGAAAGGGGCCACCGAAGUAAAGAAUGUCUUUUGAGAUAUAAGUGCAGUAAAGACACAACAUAUGCACUCCUGUAGCUCUGUGGGGGGCGUGCUCAUCUGAUUGGAGGGUGUAAAAUAUCAAAUUUGUCACAGCCCCUUUUACAGACUGCAUCUCGCCCAGAAUUGAGACUCCCAGUGCAGCACUUCUUCAAGUCUUUCAAAUAUUAUAGCAGAUGAUUUUAUUUGGAGUUGUGGCAGCAGCUCGAUUUAGAAACAUUGACGUAUAUAUGCUUAAUAAUUUAAUUAACUGCAGCCUUUUUAACAAAAUGUAUAGUGCAUGCACAUGUAUGUCUGCACACUAUGAAAUUAUGCUUGCAAGCCCAGUCCUAAGAGAUGAGAAACGUUUCUGUAAGCAUACAGUGACCUCUGCAGGUUCAUAUAAUAAAAGAAUAAAACUAAAUGGGAAUGAAGCUAAUGCACCUGAAUCACAUGCCACUGCAUAACAGUGGGCACAGAGGUCCACAUACAGGCCUGUCAUUUGGACAUUCUGCAUAUCAAAGCCUAUUAGCCGCUCUGUUACGGCACUCAGAGGGCAGAGACCCUAAAACGUUCUUAUUUGAGGCUGAGAAAAUGAACCGUAGCUAACAUUUUGGCUUAUUUAAUAAAAGCUCCUCUGAAAUCUGUCCAAGGAGCCUCGUAGUGCUUCAUCGAACGCUGCCACACUCACACCUGACAUGCAAGUGUAACACUAGCUAACGAACACCUACUGUACCUGCAGAGCAUGCUGAAAAACUAUGGGAUGUGUUAGGUAGACUUUGUCAUUUGAAGAACCUCCUUGUUUUUGUUUUGUUUUUUGCGUGUGUGUGUUUGUUUUUCAUAAUUUGAAUUUUAUUUUUCGGUUUGGAAAAAAAUUUAUUGUGAUUACUUGUUAAUUAGUGAUGUGAUAAUUAAACAAAUAAAUUGGACUAAAACUCA